AACUAAACGGACGAAUCAACGCUUGUAUUGUAGACAUGACGUCGCGAGAGGAAACAACUUUCGGUCAUGAUUUUGGCCGCAUGGGAGAAAUUUCAAGGCUUCAUUUAUUUUCUGUCAUCUGGUUGUUUGACGGGGUUCUUCGCUUCUUGAUCAGUCACUCCUUCUAGUCCUGCUCCAGUCAUGAGUAAUUUGUGUCUCCCAUAAAGCACAACCCCGUGUGCAGGCUAGCACUUCCCUCCCAAUCCAGUCCGUUGCUAUGCGGAUCUUCCUCCUUCCGCUCACGACGCGUCAAGCCCUCAUCCACUGCCAAAAGGCGGCUCCGAAGCCUGAUGUGAAAUUGAGCAUUCCGGAUCGCGUUACCAAGAAGGCUACCGACACAUGGGCUCAGUGGGAGGCAGCAAAGGGAGGCUGGAGGAAGAUGUUGGUCACCUACGGGAAUCAAGGUCUUCAGCGCAUACCGUACCAGGAAUGGGGCUUGAAGAGCUUUCCUCCGUCCAACCCCAAGCUGCAGGCAGAACAAAUCGCCGAUAACAAGAAGUUUGAUGUCGUAUAUCCGGGAAAUGUCAUGCAUAAGGAUGAUGUCCCCAAGAUCAUGGCGAGACUGGCAAAAGAGCGAAAGCAAUUACACUGGAAUCGCUUCAUUGGAAGCAUGGUAGCAAUGCCUUUCUGCAUUCCGUUUGCCCUGAUUCCUGUGAUACCCAAUAUUCCGUUCUUCUACGCCGCUUAUCGUUGUUGGUCACAUUGGAGAGCUUUGAAAGGCUCCGACCACUUGGACUUUAUCCUGGACCAUCGGUUAUACCGACCAAUCUCCCCUCCAGAAAUUGAGGACCUGUACGAACAAGUGGCCCCGGAUGGCCCUGACUUCAACUAUGUCACGCCGAGUCAAGUGAUGGAUGGCAGCGCACCUCCUGAGAAGACCAUCCUUCCGGCAGACAGUCACGAUCUCGUUGCUAAAACGACGGGAGUUGUAGAACUGAGCGGAGAGGUAGAAAGGGCAGUGUGGCAGAUACAACGGCAUUUCGAGCGGGAAAAGAAGAAACAGGCGCAACAACAACCGGCACAAUCGUCGACUGUAGACGCAACAAAGUCGGAAAAGGCUGAUAAAAUCGACUAGGCUCGUGACGUUUAGGAUCAUGUUGGGAAUUGAUGAACUGGCUGUACCCUAAGGAUUUGGGCUACUGUCGGAGUGUACAACACAAUAGUAAUGAAAGAUACAUGUCCUGUCUAUAUGCACAAAAAACCACUCAUCUACACUCCAAACCACCAGGGUCAUUGAGACAGUGCUUCAUGUGCCCACCGUUUUUACUACUCAGAUCAAAGCAUCCUUCCUCCACUCACAAAGGCCAUAUAUCUAUCUCCGCAGUUUUGCCGAAUUUCAGAACGGCCAUUUACAGGCAACCGUCAACUGCAUCUUUCAU
Molecule: messenger RNA, 1418 nt
Organism: Exophiala viscosa
Lineage: Eukaryota; Fungi; Ascomycota; Eurotiomycetes; Chaetothyriales; Herpotrichiellaceae
Product: mitochondrial K+-H+ exchange-related-domain-containing protein
Exons: 3
Coding region: 257-1114 (285 amino acids)
Biological process (GO): proton transmembrane transport; potassium ion transport
Cellular component (GO): mitochondrial inner membrane
Source: RefSeq, a predicted model, not a curated record